GACAAAGCAGCGCAGAAUCAGACGUAUAUACAUCUAUGUGAAGUUCGAAUUUAGCUUGUGUUAAUGUAUGGGUUCUAUGUAUAUGUGCGUCCUGACGUUCUGUAAAUACAAUACUGAAAUAUCUUCGUGCACCUUCGCUUCUAUAAUCGAAUCGUGCACUUGUUUUGAUUUUCUGAAUUUCAAUUGCGGUUCUUUAUUUAGACAGAGAAGACUUCUAUUUAGCUACGUUAAGUGUACAGUGAAUUUUCGAACCAAGUAUUGCUAUGGGAGGUUAUGCGUGGGUGACAUUGGCAACUAAUGAUUCGUAUUCAUUAGGGGCCCUUGUCUUGGCCCAUUCAUUGAAGCAAGUCGCUACACAACAACAACUAGCAGUACUCAUUACACCAGGCGUAACCAAUUCCAUGCGGUCAAAAUUGGGAGAAAUCUUCAACGUAGUUAAAGAAGUUAAUAUUUUGGAUUCGAAAGAUGAAGCAAAUCUACGGCUGUUGAAAAGACCCGAGCUAGGAAUCACGUUCACAAAACUACAUUGUUGGCGUUUGACUCAGUUUGAGAAAUGUGUAUUUUUGGAUGCAGACACGUUGGUAUUAGAAAACUGUGAUGAACUAUUCGAAAGAGAAGAAUUGUCAGCAGCUCCAGAUAUUGGUUGGCCAGACUGUUUCAACUCUGGUGUUUUUGUUUAUCGACCAUCCGAGGAAACAUACGAAAAAUUAAUAAAUUUUGCUCUUGAAAAAGGAAGUUUCGAUGGGGGAGAUCAAGGACUACUCAAUCUAUACUUUUCUGACUGGGCUCAUAAAGAUAUUAGCAAACAUUUGCCAUUUAUAUACAACAUGGCAUCUACAUCAUGCUACUCAUAUCUUCCAGCAUUUAAACAAUUUGGUAAAAGCGCCAAAAUUCUUCAUUUCAUUGGGUCAUCAAAACCAUGGCUACAAUAUUUUAAUACAGAAACUAGAAAAGUGCAUCCAUCUGAAGGCCUACAACAUUUAGAACAGAUCCUCCAACAUUGGUGGAACAUUUUCUGCAAUCUCAUUCAUCCAGCUCUUUCUCCAGACAUGACCAGCCAUACAGACACUGUGCAUGGUAGUCAGUCCUACACCUCUCAAAGUAUUUCUCACACAUCCUAUUAUCAUGAAUAUGAACAUAAUCCUAACUAUCAUAUUCCCGAAAAUGCGGAAGACUACCAAAAUGUAUGGGAUCCUUGGGAGGAAUAUGACUCUAGACAGUCAGGAAAUAAACCCCCAGAUAGUACUGAUCAUGAAAAUUCCAGUAUAAUUGAGCACUCACAAUCAUUACAACCCCAUUAUGAACAAUACCAUCACUCAUCCGAAAAAGAUCAAAAUAAUACUUCAUAUGUUGCUCACGCACAUGUUGAACAAAGAGAACCAGAAAGUCAUUAUUUCGAAUAUAGACCAGCCCAUAGUGAUACUAAUGUAGAGUAUAGGGCACCAGAAAGUCGCAAUGAACACCCUCCCAUUGAACAUCAUAACCAUUUUCAACAUUCUGAACAUAGGCCAUCUAAAAAUCAUAAUAAUCAUCAAUAUUUUGAGCAAAGGUACUCUGAAACUCAAAAUCACCAUCAACACAAGGUUUCAGACAAUCAUCAUCACUUUGAUAAAGAACUUCAUUCUAAUAUUUACCAUAGUGAACCUUAUCAAAGAUCUAGUCGUCAUUUAGAACAUCAGGUUGUUGUGAGACAGGUUCCUCACAAUAAACAACAAAAUCUAAUUGAAUCUCACAAUACAAAUACAUUUUCUAAAGCUGACCAUCAUGUUCACAUUCAUCAUCCUUCAGCCCCUACAUAUAGUCAACCGCAAAUUCCUAUUAUCCAUCACCGACCUCCUGAAACUCCGAAUCAAGAUUGUUCCUCUUGUAAUACACCUCCAGAUGAUCCUAGACUACCAGAUGAGUGUGUGGCAACUACUACAGUGUCCAACGAAAUAACAUUGCAAUCAGAUUCUAAUGAGGAUAGUAGUCAAGAACAAGCUGGGCUAGCAGGUGCUUUCGCCAAUUUAACAUUGGGCAAACCAAGAACACCUGAACAACAAGCCUUAGAUGACCAUUUAAGGAGACAGGGCUGGGAAGUAGGCAAUAUUGAUUACUUAGGAAGAGAUUCAUUUGACAAUAUAUGGAGCAAGAUCUGUGAAACAUUGUCUUUGGCUCCUGAACCAGAAUCCACUCCAACACCAAUUGAAGAAAAACUUAUUGAUCAGCCAACACAAAAAGAAGCUUCGCCCGAAAAACUUAAGGAAUCGACAAUAUACAAAGAAGCUUCUCCUGAUAAAGCAAAAACAGCACCAUUGCUAGAACCAGAUAAAACGGAGUUUUCAGUAGCUGUACCUGCAUCCCGAAUUGAAUCUAAAGAAGAGAAUAAAUUAGAAGCUACCGCAGAAUUACUAAGUGACAGAACUGUACAAGAAAACAAAUCUGCCGCUACCUUGGAGCCUCAAUCCGUUCCUGAAGUUUCCCUUCCUAUUUCUAACAUUUCUGAUACCAUUAUUCCAAAAGUAGAUAGCCCUACGACAACUGCCCAAGCUGCAGUAGAUAGUCCUACUGCAACUUUCCAAGUCGCUCAGGUACAAAAUGAUGCAAAACUAUUACAAACCUCCGACAUCGCAGAGCCUUCUCCUGAACAACAAGAAAUGGGUAAACAGUUACCUGAACCCUUGAAAUCUACACCUCCACCAGCAACUACAGAAACAAUUUCAAAACCAGUUGAUAAUUUAUCCGAUAAGAAAAUACCCAUAGCGUCAGAAACUACACUAUCCUCUCUUAUAGAAACUCAACCACAAAGUCCAGAAUCACCUAUAGCUCAAGAAGUAAUACCAGAAGAAGCUUCUAAAGUCACAUCUAUGGAAGUUCCCAAAGAUGUUCAAGCCAAAGCUUCCGAAGUUAUAUCUGUCGAACCUGAAAUAACUGAGUCUGUUGAUCCAAUUAAUCAAGAAGUUUCAAAAGCUAUACCCACUGACGAAUCCAAAUCUACACCAGCUGAUAGCUUCAAAGUUACACCAGCUGACAGUUUCAAAGCUAUACCAGCUGAGAGUCCCAAAACUACACCAGCUGACACAUCCAAAGAUACACCAGUUGAAAGCCUCAAAGCUACACCAGCUGGUAACCCCGAAGCUACGCCAACUGAUAACCCCAAAACUACAUCUGAAGAAAUAAAAGUUAACGUAUCUACUGAAAUCACUUCAGUAAAAACUGCUCCUGCCGAAAUACUGAAAACCUCACCAGCAGAAAUAUCUGCAGAUACACUAACAGCUGCGCCCGUGGAAACUCCGAAAUCUCCACCUAAGGAUCCUCCCAAAGUUUCGCCUACAGAAACUAUCAAAGAUGCACCAAAACCCAAACCUUCUUCACCAGAGUCCCUCAUAGCUAAGCCAUCGGAAAUGUCAGAAACGGCACCAAUAGAAUCGGUCUCGACUGUACCUGUUGAAACUUCCAAAGCUACUUCAGAAAUUCUCGAGUCUGUACCUGUAGAAACACCUAAAUCUACACCUACAAAACCUGAUAAAGAUGCAUCCGUCGAGGUAACAAAAGUUGCAGUACCAAGCACAACUAUGGAUGCUUCUGUGAAAACUUCAAAAUCUGUACCUACAGAAAAUGUUAAGGCCGUGCCAAAGGGAACUCAAAAGGUUGAAACGGCAGAAGCCCCAAAAGGAGAAUCUAAAAAAUCAGAAGAAUCUGUACCCAAGAAGGUUUCUAAAGGAAAACAAACACCUGAAACAAAAGAAGUUUCCAAUCAAGCGAGGCAGAAAGAAACUACUAAACCACCAGCAUCCAAAGUGACGGAGCCCACCCCUCCAACAACUCCUGGAUGUCCAACUCCACAAUCGACAGAUCCUGCUUCAUCUCCUCCUUUUUCCAAAGGAGGACUGCAAGUAGAAGGUAGUGUACCAAACACACCUCCUGCACAAGAAGCGGCAUCAGGGCCAACGCCUCCUCCUCGCAAGAGUGCUAGUGCACCAAAGAAAGCAGCAAAGAAAAAAUAAGAACCUAUUUAUUACAUUUUCAUUAUUUUUAUCAACUAUAAUGUUGAUAUGUACUGAAUUUUGUGCCUUAGAGUGUGAUCAGGAGCGUUAUUCUAUUUAUUUUUUUUAAUUGGCUAAAUUAAUUUUUAAUGAAGCUGUUUGUUUAAUAUAAACAAUGAAUAUUC
Messenger RNA from Diorhabda carinulata, 4150 nucleotides. Its product is annotated as proteoglycan 4-like. Gene Ontology annotation, cellular component: cytoplasm. Gene Ontology annotation, molecular function: glycosyltransferase activity. NCBI's taxonomy places the organism in Eukaryota, Metazoa, Arthropoda, Insecta, Coleoptera, Chrysomelidae. The coding region runs from base 264 to 3986 and encodes 1240 amino acids. The record is from RefSeq and is a predicted model, not a curated record. The transcript is spliced from 10 exons.